Molecule: messenger RNA, 1359 nt
Organism: Neurospora crassa OR74A
Lineage: Eukaryota; Fungi; Ascomycota; Sordariomycetes; Sordariales; Sordariaceae
Source: the annotation of a RefSeq genome assembly
AUGAAUAUUACCUUAAUACUUUUUUUAAUAGGAAUUUUAGGUUUCGUAUUAAAUAGAAAAAAUAUUAUAUUAAUGCUUAUUUCAAUUGAAAUAAUGCUAUUAGCUAUAACAUUCCUAAUAUUGGUAAGUUCACUUAAUAUGGAUGAUAUAAUCGGCCAAACUUAUGCUAUUUAUAUAAUAGUUGUAGCAGGUGCAGAAUCUGCUAUAGGUUUAGCUAUUCUAGUUGCUUUCUAUAGAUUAAUUAACUCUCCAGUUAAAAAUCCAAGAUCAAAUUAUUCGGGGGACCCCGCCCCCCCUUCGGGGGGGCGGGGGCCCUAUUUACAUUUUAAUUUAUUACCUGUAGUUUCAUCAUGUAAUUUAAUCCAAUCAAGGAAUUAUUCUAGUGUGCUACACAGGAAAAUCCCCACACACACUUCGUGUGUGUGGGCCGGUUUAAAUCCUUCAUUUAUAACUGGGUUCUCGGAUGCUGAAGGUUCUUUUGUUGUAACUAUUUUAAAGAACCCUAGAUAUAAAAUAGGAUGAAAUGUACAAGCUAGAUUUCAAAUAAAAUUAAACGAGAAAGAUAGAGCUUUAUUAUUAUUAAUUCAAAAUUAUUUCGAUAAUAUUGGAUAUAUAUCCAAAAUAAAUGAUAGAUCUACGGUUGAAUUUAGAGUUAGUGAUAUAACUAGUUUAAAUAAUAUAAUUAUACCUCAUUUUGAAAAGUAUCAAUUAAUAACUAAUAAAUAUGGAGAUUUGGUGAUAUUUAAACAAAUUGUAUCAUUAAUGUUAGAAAACAAACAUACUACUUUAGAAGGAUUAAAAGAAAUCUUGGAACAUAGAGCAUCUCUUAAUUGAGGUUUAUCUAAAACUUUAAAGGAAUCUUUUCCUUCUAUAAUACCAGUUAAAAGGGUAAAAAUUGAGAAUAAUAUAUUAAGUAAUUUAUCUUCGCUACCCCUCCUUCCAGGAGGGGGGAACUGAGUAGCUGGCUUCUCAUCAGGAGAAGCCAAUUUUUUUAUAACUAUGUCUGGUACUAAAGUAUGGUUACGUUUUUCUAUAGCUCAAGAUUCAAGAGAUAUAUUGUUAUUAAAAAGUUUAGUCAAAUUUUUUAAUUGUGGUUAUAUAGCUCAAUAUAAAAAUCGUAAAGUAUGUGAAUUUAUAGUUACAAAAAUUAAUGAUAUAAUUAUAUAUAUUAUUCCUUUUUUUGAUCAAUACAAAAUUGAAGGUUCUAAAUAUAAUGAUUAUGUUAAAUUUAAAGAAGCCGCUAUUCUUAUUAAAAAUAAAGAACAUUUAACUGAAAAAGGAUUAAAUAAAAUAAUAGAAUUAAAAAAUUCGCUACCCCCUCCAGCUUCGCUGGAGGGGGGGAUGAAUAAAAAUAUUUAA